AUGCCUGAAGCAAACAGAACCCAAAUCACAGAGUUUUUCAUCUUGGGUUUCCCUGGACUUCUGCCACAAUACCAUUCACUGGUUUCAGCUCUUUUUUUUCUCAUUUACGUGGCAAUUCUAAUUGGGAAUGGAUUUAUCGUUGUGGUCAUCAUCAUUGAGAAAAACCUGCAGAAACCCACCUAUCUCAUCUUCGGGAACCUUGCAGUGGCAGAUUUAGCUUUCAGUACAACUACAUUGCCCAAAAUCAUUGCCAGGUACUGGUUCGGUUCCCAAGCUAUCCCUUUUUCUGCUUGUUUCCUACAAAUGUUUUUUGUCCAUUACUUGGGAUCAGUAAAUUCAUUUCUUUUAAUGAUAAUGGCAAUCGACCGCUACAUUGCAAUAUGUAACCCUCUCAGGUAUCCAAUGUUGCUUAAAAACACUAAUGUAUUCAUUAUGUGUGCUUUUUCAUGGGGUAUAACAAUAUUUAUAGUAGCUAAUUUAGCCAUUCGGGCAGUCACUUUGCCUUUUUGUGGGCCCGAUGUUAUUGUACAUUGUUACUGUGAUCACAUAGGAAUAACCAGGCUUGCUUGUGCAGACAUCAGGUCCUAUAGCUUAGUGGCUUUAAUUAGUGCCAUGCUUGUGUUGUUCGUUCCCCUUUUCUUUAUAAUAUUUACUUAUGUUCAGAUCAUUCUCUCUGUUAUGAGGAUUGCGAGCUCUGAAGGGAGAUACAAAGCAUUUUCCACCUGCUCUUCUCAGCUAUGUAUUAUAGCUCUCUACUACCUUCCCAGGAGCUUCGUUUAUCUAGCAAAUGUUGUGAAUAUUACGAUAAACACUGAUUUCCGCAUUGUCCUGAUUCUGACUUACAGCCUGGUGCCUCCCAUGAUAAACCCUCUGAUUUACUGCUUCAAGACAAAAGAAAUCAAACAGAACCUAGUCAAAAGGUUAAGAUUUAAAACUGCUGAAAACCGGAUGAGAUGUACAGGACUAUCCCACCCCACUGCUGACACCAAUGAAGUGCUCUCAAGUUCACGUAGGUAUGCGCCCACGCCUCUGCUGCCUCAGGUCAACCCCCCACCUGGGCCUCUGGCAUCACUAAACAGGGACCCAGCCAAUUGA
Lepisosteus oculatus (spotted gar) is the source of this 1095-nucleotide messenger RNA. The record is from RefSeq and is a predicted model, not a curated record. Lineage: Eukaryota; Metazoa; Chordata; Actinopteri; Semionotiformes; Lepisosteidae.